CCGACCAAGACAGGCGCCCCCGGCCGUGUCGGCGCGCGCAUGUGAGGGUGCCGGUCAUUCGCAGUGUGGUUGAGAGUAAGCAACACUGUGGUUAUAGAAGUUGCAAGUUGUGCAGCAAGGAUUCUGUAACCCCUUGAACGCAGGUGCAACACCCUCGCACUUGUUCCCCCCGCAAGGGCCAGGAAAGAUCAACAUAGCGGCCGCAAUGGCUGUGGACGUGAGGUAUCCGCGAGGUCCCUUGUACAGAGACAUAGACGGUUUCAGGCUGAACGCCUACGUGUCGGUAGAUCUGUAUCGUUCAGCGCUAGGGUACAAGCCGAGAGCGGACGACGUCUUCAUCGCCACGUUUCCCAAAAGUGGGACGACAUGGAUGCAACAGAUGGGCUACCUCAUUCUUCACGAUGGAUCGCCUGCUCCCGACGGAAUGGACUUCUUCAAGACCAUGCCCUUCUUAGAGCUGUUCGGUGCCGAAGAUGUGGCAAAGCUGAAGCGACCAGGUCUUAUCAAGACACACCUUCCCUAUAACCUGGUGCCGAAGAGUCCAUCUGCGAAGUAUGUGUACCUCUGCAGGAACCCAAAGGACGUGUGCGUAUCGUUCUUUUACCACACCAAGGGUUUCGUGGCGUACGACUUCGCGGACGGCAAGCUCGAAGACUUCUUCGAUGUUUUCAUGCAAGGCGCGACCGAUUUCGGUGACUACUUCGAUCAUGUGCUUUCCUGGUAUGCUCACCGCAACAAUCCCAACGUGCUGUUGAUGCACUACGAGGACAUCAAGACGGACCCCAAGAAUCAUGUGCUAAAGCUUGCUGCUUUUCUAGGCGACGAGUACCACCGGAAACUUGUCGAACACCCGGGGGCACUGGACCGAGUCAUCAAGUACAGCGGAGUAGAUUUUAUGAGAUCCAAAACGGGUGCCGACAUAAAGGCAUUCCUUACCAGGCCGCUGGACAACGACAAAGACGUGCGUCCUGGUCUGAAGCAUUAUCAUGAUACCGUGAUGAAAUAUCCCAAAACAAUGGGUUUUAUCCGCAAGGGUGUAGUAGGAGACUGGAAGAACCACUUCACGCCUGAAAUGAACACGAAAAUGGAAGCAAAGAUCUACCAGAGGUUUGCCGGCACGGACAUUAUUGACGUCUGGAAGAGGCACGGUAUCCUAUGAACGAGCUCCCCACAAGGGCAGGAAAAAUCAGUAUAGCGUCCGCGAUGGCUGUGGACGUGGGAUGUCCCCGAGGACUCCUGUACAGAGAUGGACGGUUUCAUGCAAACUGCCUACGUGUCGUAUUUCGAAGCCAAAGUUCUGACUGUGCACACCCACUAGCUCCCGGCAGUGCUUCUUUAAUGCUGAAUAGUUUCAUGAUAUACAAGUACUUGCAGCUACGUAGGCGAUGAGAAUCGUAAUCGAUAUUGUCACUGUUCGGCAACACGUGUGAUCUGCAUGUUUUCUUUAGCUUUGUUAUAUCAUUAGACAAACAGUUAAAUACAAUAAACAUUGAGACUCGUACACCCACAACCAAGCUGCAAAAAGAAAUACUUGUCUAUCGCUGUUACCUUCCGAAAACAUGAACGCUAUACAGAGUGUUUCAGAAACCGCGUUCUAAAUUUGCUUAAGAAAGGGGAAGUUGCGAUAAUUAAGCGUUUCGCUCAGGAUUCACUUGAGAACAGUGGCACGCCUUUUAAUAUGUCUGAAUUUAGUAAUCAAAGAAGUGAUAAAUAAAUUAGAGUAACUAACUUGUUUUUUACACGGAAGCGGCCGAUGUGAGCGUAAGGACGUUCACUACGCGUGCUCAUUCGAUGGUGAGGCGUUAACUGUAAACAGACAUGGCUGACUGCUAAGGCCGUGGCAGUUGGGCUCUGCGGCAGUUACGUUUACUCUUUCUGUAUGAAACUGACCAAUAAUCGUUACGCUGCAGAAAUUAGCCGCGUCAGCUUUUUGCGUGCCUAGGAGCAAUUAUGAGCUCCUCGGAUGACAGCCUUCAAUUCUUGCAUUAGGAUCAUUGUUUGAAUUUUUCAGUUAAAAUGGCAAGUCGUGAAGUGUUUAUAUAUACUCCCCUAAGUACUAUUUCGAGUCAUUUUAGGAUGUACUACGCCUCUGUGGUAAAAUACAUCGCGAUAAAAUUCUUCAAUUAUUGUAUCUUACACAUUUUUAUGCAAUAUCGAAUGACAGUUGUCUGAAACAACCGGUAUAAUCUUCCUCAACUGUGCCUAACUUCAGAAGUCAAUAAAUUACCCACUGUGGUUGCUUAGUGGCUAUGGUGUUGGGCUGCUGAGCACGUGGUCGCGCGAUUGAAUCCCAGCCACGGUGGCCGCAUUUCGAUGGGGGCUAAAUGCGAUGACACCCCCUUUACUUAGAUUUAGGUGCACGUUAAAGAACCCAAGGUGGUCCAAAUUAUUCCGGAGUCGCCCACUACGGAGUGCCUCACAAUCAAAUCGUGGUUUUGGCACGUAAAACCCCCUAAGUUAGAAGUCCAUAAAUUCAUAAGUAAAUCUGUAAUGUUGUUCCACUCCAAUCACGCCACCAGUGAAGUGGAGCAGGACUACAGGAAUAAAAUGAAUUCGAACAGAACCGCCAUCAACAAAGGUGCUGCCAUGUGACUGACUUGGUCGUCAUAUGCGUGCUGACUUGGUCGGAGCGCCAGAGCAAUAUGUGGCGCUGCUUUCGCGUUAUUGUGUUCCUUACCGAAAAACAAAAAUGUA
Messenger RNA from Dermacentor silvarum, 2694 nucleotides. RefSeq names its product sulfotransferase 1E1. The record is from RefSeq and is a predicted model, not a curated record. Gene Ontology annotation, cellular component: cytoplasm. Gene Ontology annotation, biological process: sulfation. Gene Ontology annotation, molecular function: sulfotransferase activity. NCBI's taxonomy places the organism in Eukaryota, Metazoa, Arthropoda, Arachnida, Ixodida, Ixodidae. The transcript is spliced from 2 exons. The coding region runs from base 206 to 1159 and encodes 317 amino acids.